Messenger RNA from Copidosoma floridanum, 1707 nucleotides. RefSeq names its product potassium/sodium hyperpolarization-activated cyclic nucleotide-gated channel 1. Gene Ontology annotation, cellular component: HCN channel complex. Gene Ontology annotation, molecular function: voltage-gated potassium channel activity. Lineage: Eukaryota; Metazoa; Arthropoda; Insecta; Hymenoptera; Encyrtidae. Gene Ontology annotation, biological process: sodium ion transmembrane transport; potassium ion transmembrane transport; regulation of membrane depolarization. The record is from RefSeq and is a predicted model, not a curated record.
AUGGAUUUAAUGGCCCUAGUGCCCGACUUUGAGCCACAAAAUAAAAGGGAGCCGGUUGUAAAACACGAUUGCGAAGUCGAGCCCGAGGAAGACGUGGUCAAGGCUUACGCGGGUGACAGCGGCUAUUACGGCCACGUCAGGCGAUGGCUCGUACGACAACGGAUACUCUCGACCACGCACUACUACGCCCAGACCUGCCUCAAGAGCACCACGGCCGUCAGGCGCGAGAUGAGCCAGCACCUCCGGGAGUUUCCCUACAUGGUCCAUCCGUUCAGUCCGUUCAGGAACUCUUGGGAUAUUCUGAUGACCUUCUUCACGCUGGUCGCCCUCGUGAUAACGCCCUUUUUGAACGCCUUCUUCUUCGACGACCAGCAGCACAGUUUGAUCUACAUAUUUUUCAUCGACGCCGUUCUGAUCAUGGACAUAACCCUGAACUUUUUCACGGGCUACUACGAACAGUGCACCAAAACCGUCUUUUUGGACCGGAAAAUCGCGUCCACAAAGUACAUAAAGAGCCGUUUCAUCUUCGACCUGCUGUCCGCCGUGCCGGUCGAAGUGUUUGAUAGCUUGGCGCACGGGAAGACGCACGCCGACUGGUACUGCUCGACUAUGAACUUUGUGAAAAUAUUCCGAAUGAGGAAUCUCAUCGACUACAUAAACCAGUUUCACAAGGCCUACCACUUGUCCUUUCACACGGUCAAAGUCCUGAAACUCGCCAUAAUCAUCAUCGUCAGUCUGCACUGGUCAGCCUGCCUCGUCUACUACGUGCCCAUGCUCGUUAUGGAAUUCGACGAGGUCGACGAUACGCUAUCGAAGUCCUGGAUAAUGAGCGAGGCCAUGAGAAAGCGCGACUCUAAGCUGAAAAAGUACAUCCUAAGCCUCAACCGCGCCACGAUAUCGCUCGUCAGUUCGUCCCACUAUCUGCCCGUUACGACCACGGAAGACAUGAUAAUGAAUUUUGUUCUGGCCGUGUUCGGCAAAAUCGGAUUCAUUUACUUGCUCUCUCAAUUUUUGCAACUCAUGUCGACCUUCCAAUCCUCCGAAAAAGAGCGCCUGAAGCUCAUGCAACAACUGCAGGAGUACAUGCAAUAUAAGGAACUGUCUCGCGUCACGCAAAAAAGACUGAUGGUCUACUGCAACUACUGGUACAAGAAGAACUUUAACCGCGACAGGCACAUACUCAACCAAGUGUCCGAGCCCCUUCGAGAACAACUGGUUUUCCACAACUACAAGAAACUUCUCGAGACGGUCGAUCUGUUCAAGUUUCUGCCCGAAUCGGCAGUCAUACAGCUGGUGAACUACGUGAAGCCCGAAAUCUACUUGGCGAGCGAUGUGAUCGUCAAGUCAGGUAGCCAGGGCGAGCACUUGUUCUUCAUCGGUUCGGGCACGGUGGCGGUUUACACGAGUUUGGGAAAAGAAGUGUGCCACCUGGAGGACGGCUCGUACUUUGGCGAGAUAGCCCUGGUGAUGGAGAACGAGCACCGAAUGGCGAGCGUCGUUGCGAUCGAGACCUGCGAGAUCCUCGUCGUGCCACGCGAGUCGUUCCAGCAGGUGAUCGCACCCUACCCAAACCUGCUCAGCCGUUUGCAAAAGGUGGCUCUGGAGCGGUUGGAGAAGACUCUCAUACUAGACGAGAUUUGCCGUCUAGAGGAUCCGAACCCGAAUUACAUCAACAUCAGUAAUAUCAGAACCACCAGAAGGGAGUAA